UAUACUUCUAUGAAAUUAGUUCAAAUAUAAAAAUGCAGCGACCCAUUCUCAGUGUCAAUUUGAGAGUACUUUCCCCCUCAUUAAUUUGUAUCUAAAAUAAAAGCAUAGCAACCGACUCCUCUCUCUCUCUCUCUCUCCUUUCUUUUGUAGAUGCAGAGAUUCUCUACGGCUAGCAACCACCUUUCUGUUAUCAUCAUCCGACCUGAUUAAGAUGAAAAGAAGGGAUAUGUUCUGUGCUUCUCAAGCUUCAACAGCUAUAUGCAUGAGCAUGGAUCAACCUUCCUCCUCCUCUUUGUCAUCGUCCACCGCUCAACUCGGCGGCCGAAACAUCGACCGCCACAACCCAAUAAUCAGGGACCAAAAAAGAACACCGAGGGCUCUCCCAUUAGCUCCUUGUACUUCUCAGACACCACCCAUCAACCCUCAACCGUACCAUCUACUUCGCAGGAGCAAAACAAGUAACACCAGCAACGUAAAUGAUCAAAGCAAGAAGAAGAGUUCCAGAAAACAAAAUGAUCUUGUCCGAAAAGACAAGAAAAGCUCUUCUAAGCCAGAUGAUGGUAAUAAGAAGGAUCGUUCUGCUACUGUGGCUAAAGAAGUAGUAGUUCAAAGAAAGAGCUGGGCUCAGCCUGGUGAUUUUAUUACACCUCCUGGAUCAUCAAGAUACCUGUUGAGUGACAAGGAUUUCAUCGACGGGCUAUCGGAUUAUGAUCCGAUUCUAGCAAUGGUGCCUGCUCAAUCCAAGAGGUUUCUGACUCAGGCAGCUUCCGAUCAACAAGAAUCUACUUCUUCAAAGACAUUUUCUAUGUCUAACUCCUCAGAAAGGCCUUCCAACCAGGUAGUGGUUUUGAGAGUGUCACUGCACUGCAGAGGCUGUGAAGGAAAAGUGAGAAAACAUCUAUCCAGAAUGGAAGGUGUGAGCUCCUUCAGCAUAGAUUUUGCAGCAAAGAAGGUGACAAUUGUUGGGGAUGUGUCACCAUUAGGUGUCCUCGCCAGUGUGUCGAAGGUGAAGAGUGCACAAUUUUGGACACCUGCAAACCCAGCUGCAGUUCCUUCAGUUAACUCGCAACUCAAGAAAUAAUUAACGAGGGGGUGUUGGAGAUCAUUAUGCCUGCAGUUAAAUGUGGAUUUGAAGCUUAAUUUAUUGUAAACUCAGUCUUAAUUAAUUAGCAUCAGUAGCUGGAGUGGAACAGAAUCUUUACUUCUUUGAAGUUGGUAAAUUAAACAGAAAUCAGUAGCUGUGAGGUCAGUUUUUGGCUGUUUUUGCCAGUUUUUUUUCUGGGUAUGUGGGGCCUUUUGUUUCUGUGUGAAAAAAGUAGCCAAAUUAUAGUCAGGAUUUUGAACAGUUAUAAUUAGCCAUGGCCCAGUAUUCAAAUACCAGUUCCCUAUGAUUUUGCCUAUUA
This is a messenger RNA of Ricinus communis (castor bean), 1403 nucleotides long. Its product is annotated as protein SODIUM POTASSIUM ROOT DEFECTIVE 2. The record is from RefSeq and is a predicted model, not a curated record. The coding region runs from base 212 to 1081 and encodes 289 amino acids. The transcript is spliced from 3 exons. Gene Ontology annotation, molecular function: metal ion binding. NCBI's taxonomy places the organism in Eukaryota, Viridiplantae, Streptophyta, Magnoliopsida, Malpighiales, Euphorbiaceae.